CUGCAAAAACGCAGCGUUUGCAGCCCCGGACUUGUGAGCAUGGCCAUGGUCCCGGUACCUGAGUGUGAGGUGUGUAAUGAGAAGGUGCCAUUACCGCCACAGUUCGAAGAUAUGUCAUCUAGACUGCACCCAAGCCUAUUUGCGAGCCCAGAACGUCUCAUCCUUCGAAGUCGGAUCGACUCGAUUGAUAGACUGCCCUUGCGGCAAGGGGGUCUAUGCACCAACUUGCGCAGUUUGUUGCGGAAGCCUACUGCCUCCAACAUCGCUUGCACCGAUGUGUGCUGCUCCAUGCGGCCGAGUGCUUGCUCACACAGUUUGCAUGUUGGCGGUUCUAGCCUUGAGAGGAGCAGAGUUUGAUGUUUUGGCUAUAUAUACUUUUUAAGCAUGGUGACACACUCCUAGCAGUUCAUGAUGAAACACCACAUCGUUUCUGCGACUUGCUUUGCGCGUCGAUUGGGUCACACAAGGUAAGGGGCUUCGCAGCCCGGCGAGAUUGCCAGCUAUGCAGGCACCACCAAUUUCAGUCAAACAGGUGCUGCACAUUUAAUUCGAUGUUGGCUCAAUUUAAGUCAGCUGAUAGGUUGCCACUUAGAUCCCUGACCUUUGCAUCAAUUUGGUUGUCCUUCGAGGAAACUUUGCUUGAAGAGCCUGAUCUCCCACUGGC
Durusdinium trenchii is the source of this 664-nucleotide messenger RNA. The record is from the annotation of a GenBank genome assembly. NCBI's taxonomy places the organism in Eukaryota, Dinophyceae, Suessiales, Symbiodiniaceae.